Molecule: messenger RNA, 1087 nt
Organism: Arachis ipaensis
Lineage: Eukaryota; Viridiplantae; Streptophyta; Magnoliopsida; Fabales; Fabaceae
Source: RefSeq, a predicted model, not a curated record
UCUUCAUGCAAAUGCACCAAAAUCGUUUCACUAUGUCCAAAACCACUAGUGCUUUGCUAAUUUUAUCUCUCUAUGUGUUGGCAAAUCUGAACAACGGUGUUGAAGCUGCAGGGAGAGGUAGUAUCCCUAGAACAGAUGCUGAGAAAGAUCACCACAAUGAUCUUCUCUAUGGACCUCAACACUGGUUCUUUUUCUCCCCAUUUUUUCAUCCUUUUUGGUUCGGCCACUUGCCCCCUUGGUUUCCGCACAAUCAUGACAACCUCGCCGGCCCUCCUUUAGACAUUCCACCUUUUAAAGGUGAUGGAGGCUACGGCCCAGGCCCUUUCGGUGGGAAUGGGCCUCCAAAAGGCGGUGGUAAAGGUCCCAUAGAUGUCCCUCCUGUUAAAGGUGGUGACGGAGGUUACGGUGGUAAAGGCCCUAUUGACGUCCCUCCUGUUAAAGGUGGUGAUGGAGGUUAUGGUGGUGACGGUGGUAAAGGCCCUAUUGUUGGUCCUCCUAUUAAAGGUAGUGAUGGCGGUUAUCCCGGUGACGGUGGUGACGUUCCUAUUAAGGGUCCUCCUGAUGGAGGUUAUCCCGGUGACGGUGGUGACGUUCCUAUUAAGGGACCACCUGAUGGAGGUUAUCCCGGUGACGGUGGUGAUGGAGGUUAUGGGGAUUAUGGCGGUUAUGGUGGUAAAGGACCUAUUGAUGUCCCUCCUGUUAAAGGUGGUGGUGGUAAAGGCCCUAUAGACGGUCCUCCUAUUAAAGGUGAUGACGUCAGCUAUUAUGGUAAAAGCUCUUUGACCGGUACUGAACCUCCUAAACGUUAUAAAGGCCAUGGCUUAAAAGGAUCAACUCCUCUGCAAGGUGGUGGCAGAUAGAUAAAUAGAUAGAUAUCACUGAGUGUUUAUGUGUGCGUUACAUAGUGAUACCUUUCCUGUAUAACUAAAUAAUUUGCAUGGAUUGAACUUGUGUCCCACGAAGCUAUAGCUGCGUGAGUAUGUGUCCUCUGUGGUUUGAAUAUUAUAUAUUGAUGAUGAGCCAUGUAAUAUACUUUCUCAAUAUAUUGUUUGUGCUCUUUGAAUCAAAAUUACAAUUGUUCGUUGUA